AUGGCGUUGAGUAAAUACUUGGUGCGAGUGUGUUUGUGCACUUUCACCAUCAACACUCUGACAGCUUGGGCAUCAUCCAUCGCUUCCCGAACCAACGUGAACCGUCAGCUUCUCGGUUGCGGAAAAGAUCUUCCUGGCGGGCAGACUGUUGGACAGGUCUCAAACGUGACGAUAACAAGUGAUGGGAAUAACCGGAGCUACUUCAUCUUCAUCCCGCCAGCCUACUGCAAAGACACUCCGACGUCAGCAAUAGUGUCUUACCACGGAGGCGCGCGGACAGCAGAAGACCAGCUAGAGUUAGAUCUCCUGACAAGCCCAGAAUUCAACACCAAGUCGUUCGUGGUGUAUCCCCAAGGGAUUAAUAAUACAUGGCAAGGAGUGCCCGGGGUUACAACGAAUGAUCUCCAAUUCACCACAGACAUCCUCAACAAGAUCGAAAACCUGUAUUGCAUUGACCCAUCGCGGAUUUAUACGACUGGAAAGUCAGAUGGUGCGGGUUUCUGCAACCUGUUAGCCUGUGACCCAGCCCUCUCGACAACUUUUGCCGCAUUUGCUCCUGUUUCUGGAGCCUACUAUGUUGACUCUUUACCCUGCAUGCCUACGACGGUGGACCUACCAUGUUCCCCAGGAAGGCCUCAGAUUCCGGUCCUCGCUUUUCACGGCGGCAACGACACGACUAUCCCAUACACCGGGGAAGAGCGCAAAGGCGAAUGUCUUCCGAGCAUUCCUCACUUCAUCCAGGAAUGGGCGCUGCGGGAAGGACUUGGGACGACGAACAUAACGACACCGGUGGCCAAUGACACUGUCAAGUAUAGCUAUGGGGUGGGACGUGAUGCAGGCUUGGUGGCUUUGGUCUUCGACUCGGAUAUCGGCCAUGACUGGCCUAGCACAGCGCCAAAUGGCGACAACCAGCAUGCAGGUCAUCAUCCAGCCAGCUUUAAUGCUACCCUGAUCAUCUUGGAUUUUUUCCAACGUCAUCGACUGACCUAA
Cladophialophora psammophila CBS 110553 is the source of this 990-nucleotide messenger RNA. RefSeq lists its product as uncharacterized. The transcript is spliced from 2 exons. Gene Ontology annotation, molecular function: feruloyl esterase activity. The record is from RefSeq and is a predicted model, not a curated record. Bases 1 to 990 code for a protein of 329 amino acids. NCBI's taxonomy places the organism in Eukaryota, Fungi, Ascomycota, Eurotiomycetes, Chaetothyriales, Herpotrichiellaceae.